AUGAUGUUCUUCACGCAACUCUUCACGUCCAAGAGAGGGCCGCUAGCCAAGAUUUGGUUAGCAGCACACUGGGAGAAGAAACUCACAAAGGCCCAAGUGUUUGAUUGCAAUCUGGAAACAACCAUUAGAGAUAUUAUUUCUCCUAAGAUGAAAAUUGGUUUGCGGACAUCUGGCCAUCUGCUCCUUGGUGUGGUCCGGAUUUACUCCAGGAAAGCAAAGUAUCUUCUUGCAGACUGCAGUGAUGCCCUGGUUCAAAUUAAAGUGGCGUUCAGGCCAGGUCAGACAGAUAUGCCUGUCGAGGGGCUUGAGGCCACAGUAAAAGCAAUAACCUUGAUUGAAGAUUUCACCGACUUCGAUACCCAGCUGCCAGAUCCAAGUAACAUAGAUGUCACGGACCACUUUUCACUGAACCAGUGUCGAUCAGAGGAAAUCACUCUGAAAGAGGAUUUUGGAAGCAGCUUUCUGAACAUGAGAGACAUCAGUAAGAACCAUAGUGGAAUGCUGGAUAUGAGCUUCCACAGCCUGGCUCAAAAUGGAGACACUUUUGGGGACGAGGAUAAAGGAUUCGACCUGCUUGACUUUCUGGCGAUCUCCAGUGAUUAUCCGGAGUCCACAGACUUCAUCCCAGAGGAGCCUCGGACAGAAAAUCCUGAGACCUUCACACUCAAUUAUCAGCACGAUGCUGAACGCACACAUCCUGUGGAGGUGGAGGUGGCGACUCCUACACUGAACGACAGCACCGUACUUGCUAAUGAGAAAGAAGCCUUCGCCCUUGAACCUGUGGCCAUCACUCCGAGCUCCGAGGUUAAGAGGGGGAAGAGGAAACGUAAGUUAGUGGUGGACCAGUCGAAGGAGCUGACCAAUGAAGCUAUCAGAGAGCAGCUUGCUGACUACUCGGAUCUGAUUGCCCCUUUGGACAUGGCCCCCCCGACCCGACAGCUGAUGCAGUGGAAGGAGAACGGUGCUGCAGACAAACUCUUUGCACUACCAUGCUCCACUGUAGUAACUCCACAGAUUCUCAAGCUCUUUGCUAAGAGUAUUUUCCAGGUGAAAUACUCUGGUGUGAGCGAGGAGGUUGAGGGGAUGCGGCUGGAUGAUCAAAAGGCGCAGAGAGACAUAAGUGGCCUCAAUACAGACAACUUCAGUGUUGUAGAUUCAUCAGUAGAUCAUGAAAAAACACACAACAGUGAGCUGGCAGUCCUCGAUCACUCAAACAACAACCAGCACGAGAAUUACUCAGAGCUUGCACAAGAUGAAAACCAAUCCGAAUUCACUCAUCCAGAACUUCCAUCAGAAGACUCCAUGUUUGUUCAUCCAUCUUACAUGGCGCAGGAGACUCAGUCAUCAUCCAUGCACACUCAGUCAAUGCUGGACAGCCAGGACUUUGAGGAGAAGAAGACAACCAGGCAAGCAGCGAAGCUUCUGAGGGCUCUGAAAAGCCAGAGCAACAGUGACAGCAAGUUCAGCCUGGAGGCACUCUGCGCUGGGAGCACUCGCUCACAGGCUGCAGCCACUUUCUUCUGUCUCCUGGUCCUGAAAAAACAACAAGCCCUCCAUCUGCACCAGAGCGGACCUUAUGAAGACAUCUUUGCCACACCGGGACCCAAGUUCUUUAAUUAG
This is a messenger RNA of Scomber scombrus (Atlantic mackerel), 1620 nucleotides long. It is a transcript of the gene rad21l1, whose product is annotated as RAD21 cohesin complex component like 1. NCBI's taxonomy places the organism in Eukaryota, Metazoa, Chordata, Actinopteri, Scombriformes, Scombridae. The transcript is spliced from 13 exons. The record is from RefSeq and is a predicted model, not a curated record. The coding region runs from base 1 to 1620 and encodes 539 amino acids. Gene Ontology annotation, molecular function: protein binding; chromatin binding. Gene Ontology annotation, cellular component: cohesin complex; synaptonemal complex. Gene Ontology annotation, biological process: mitotic sister chromatid cohesion; replication-born double-strand break repair via sister chromatid exchange; synaptonemal complex assembly.